This is a messenger RNA of Nothobranchius furzeri (turquoise killifish), 3540 nucleotides long. RefSeq names its product progesterone receptor. NCBI's taxonomy places the organism in Eukaryota, Metazoa, Chordata, Actinopteri, Cyprinodontiformes, Nothobranchiidae. Gene Ontology annotation, molecular function: nuclear receptor activity; estrogen response element binding; zinc ion binding. Gene Ontology annotation, cellular component: chromatin; nucleus. Gene Ontology annotation, biological process: nuclear receptor-mediated steroid hormone signaling pathway; positive regulation of transcription by RNA polymerase II; male gonad development. The record is from RefSeq and is a predicted model, not a curated record.
AGCUAACGAGGCUCUGAAGCCAAACAAAAACGCGCUUCUUCUGCAGCCUGACAGCUGUCAAACACCACGGCACGCACAUGUGGGGAUUCACAUUAAGAGGAUUUACGUGCUAAUCGUCGCUGUUCUCGCGAGACUCAUUAAGUCUCUCACCCAAAUAACGGGAGGCCACCGGGUAGGUUACCGAUUGGCAUCUUAAUAAGUUGCUACAGUGUUCCCUACGCCGCGUAAAGUAGCCAGGCCUGCUCCGUCUCUAUUUCAGUCGCAGCUCCGAUAGAAAAUGGUUACUUUGUGAGAAAGUUGAGCAGCAGCUCCUCUCUUCAUUCGCAGAUCAGAUCGGCGGGACGUCCCUUCCCCUCAGCAACGUCGUCUCUAUCCGCUGAGACGCAUGAGUGGAGGCUCACUCAGUAGGCGUUUUCCUCGCCGGGAAAAAAGAGUUUUGUUUGUUCUCCGCGCACUCGGCGAACUGCUCUGAACUUCCAAGGACGACGAUGGCCUUUCGCUCGAGCCUGUCCGACAGAGAGGACCCGUCCAACUCUUUAAUCAUGACCGACAGCUUGGAGACGGCUGAGACUUACGCGUGCCCGACGAUUGAGCUGAGCAAAGCCGUGUCGGUGUCUCUGGGUUUGGACUCCGUGUCGUCUCCGCUCAGCGGCAUGAACCACCCCGGCGGCGGCUGCAGCGCCUUCCCGGACUGCGACCCGACGGGCGACGGAAGUGGAUCCCGAGGAGUGCUGGAGUUGGGAACGCCUGGGAAUCUGAGCUCGGAGGGAACCCGGCUCACCCAGGCUGUUGCCAGCCACCGGGAGGACGACUACGGAGAGGUGUGCCAGGGCGUGCGGCAGGUGAGCUGCAUGGAUCUGUUCAGGUCGGGAGAAAUGGACGGUGCGCAAUCCGUGACGCGCGGCUCGGUCAUCUCCAGAUUCGUCUGCAAGGACUCGAGCGUGUUUGGGAGCCCGAUAAGAGAGGUCCCCGCGACCUCCCAGGUGACUGAAGUCGUACCUGUGAAGCCAUAUCCCGCUUUUCCUGCCGACUCCAGUCCGUACGGGGAAGGUGUUUGGUGCGCAAAUGAGCGCGCGUACGGCGAGCGACCCGACCCGCGCAGAAGCGGAUCCGAUGGACUCAACAACGCUUUGUGUAAAUACUGUAAUUGUGCGCAGACGUCUUUUGGAUCCAGGCGGGAAUGCAACUGUCUUUGGUACAGAAGGGGUGAGCACGGGGCUGGAAAAGGGAGCAUGCACGCGGCGGCACAGGCGUACGGCCAAGUGGAAAGUUACCCAGACGCAAUUCCUCAAGGGCAAACCGCGUUUUCCACCAUCAAGACCGAGCCUUCCGUCUGGAUGGACUGUACGGAUCGCACUUUCAGGCAUGGAGAUUUCUUUCCAGGUGUGUAUCUGUCAGAAAGAAGAGUGUGUCAAGUGUGUGGUGAUGACGCCUCGGGUUGCCACUACGGUGCGGUCACCUGCGGCAGCUGCAAAGUGUUCUUCAAGAGGGCCGCUGCAGGUAAGCAGAACCACCUGUGUGCCAGCCGGAACGACUGCACCAUCGACAAGCUGAGGCGGAAAAACUGUGCCUCCUGUCGCUUGAAGAGGUGCUUCAUGUCGGGGAUGAGUUUGAAAGGCCGCAGGCUGAAGGGAGCCGGACAGACGAGGAGCGGAGAGGAGGAGCAGCAGCAGCAGCCGGCCACCUGGGGGCAUGGAGACAGAGACGAGAGGCCAGGCAAGAAACAUGUUGUUGUGGAGCCUGGAAACGCUGCUGCCAGGGCUCAAGCUGGACCUCAGUUCCUGCCCAUGAGGAUCCCCCCGAGUCUGCGCUCCUGCUUAUCCCUGCUCAGCAUCCUUCAGUCCAUUGAGCCGGCCGUGGUCAACGCGGGUCAUGACCCCGCCCAGCCGGACAGCUCUGCGUCCUUGCUCACCAGCCUGAACGAGCUCGGCGAGCGACAGCUGGUGACGGUGGUGCGCUGGGCCAAGGCGAUACCAGGUUUCCGGGACCUGCACGUGGACGAUCAGAUGUCAGUGAUUCAGUUGUCUUGGAUGGGGGUGAUGGUGUUCGCUCUGGGCUGGAGGACCUACACUCUCACAAACUGCUCCAUGCUCUACUUCGCUCCAGACCUGGUCUUCAACGACCAGCGGAUGCAAGUGUCCAGUAUGUACGAACACUGUGUGAGGAUGAAGCUGCUUGCUCAAAGGUUCUGUAAGCUGGAGGUUACUGAGGAGGAGUUUCUCUGCAUGAAGGCCCUGGUCCUCUUCAGCAUCAUGCCAGUGGAAGGCCUGAAGAGCCAGCGUUGUUUUGAGGAACUGCGGACCUCCUACAUCAAGGAGCUGGACCGCUUGGCCAGCCACCACGGGGAGACCACCCGGACGCAGAGACUGUUUCAGCUCACACAACUGCUGGACUACCUCCAGUCGGUUGUGAGGAAGUUGCACCAGUUCACCUAUGACCUCUUCAUCCAAGCUCAGUCCCUGCAGAUGCGCGUCAACUUCCCUGAGAUGAUCUCGGAGAUUGUCAGCGUCCACGUGCCCAAGAUCCUCUCCGGCAUGGUCAAGCCAAUCCUUUUCCACGAUACGGCCUAGAGUCUAACUCGUUGGCCUUCACAAGUUCAGACUUUCAGCCAGAAUGGCUCAAGAAGGCUUUAUGAAGUGAAAAGCAUUGUCUGAGUCGGUGAUUAGACACGAUGAGAGGACAGGACGGUGCAUCCUUCCACUGUAUUGUAACAUAGUCGCAUCCACGCUGCUCUUAGUCACGCUGCCUGUAGCUCGCCGUAUCAAACACACCACCUUUCCUCUCCCUAAGUUUUCAGAGCUGAUUAAAAAAGACUUGCAUGCAUUCCUUCACUGGAGCCAAUCAGAGCCGGCAUGUAGACUUCUUCAGCUCCUCUUACUGAUUCCUGUCAGCUGAGUGAUAAAACCUUAGUGAGAAAAACGCGUCUGCAGAGUUCACAUCCCCAGAGCUGUUUCUGUGUGCUUUAGUCUGACAUUUGAACUUGCUUUUUUACACAAUGAAUGUUAUUGUGUGCACCUGAGAAAAAAAACUGGUUGAUUGACAUUUAAUAAGCAGUUGUGACUUGCAUGCUAAGAGGCAAACCUAUCUCGCCUGCAGGCAUAUAAAACAUUUUUCUCAUGUCUUUGAAAAGAGAGAAUUGUUGCCUAAUAGUUUUCUGUGUUGAUGUUUAGUGUGUUCUAAUUAGCACCUUUAAAGUGAAAGUGACUGCAGCAAAGCCUAUUUUUUAUGUAUAUUUAUACAUUUUUAAUGUCUGGGGAGAGAAAAUAAAAUGACACCAGCAACAAUGAAGGCAGUAAAGAGGAGGAAGCGCUCCGACGACCUGUUAAGCUAACGUGAUGAGUGACUUUCUAAAACAGCAACUUUUUUUCCGAGUGCCAAACAAGUACCGUUUUUUGAACGUGGAUAUUUCAUACAGUUGUGUAACUUUUUUCUACCGUUUCCUAAAGGUGUUCUUUGCAGAUGCUUUCCCGUGUGUCAUCAUGUAUUCAAUGUAGCUUCUGACGGUUUUGUGAAACAAUUAAAUGUCGAGCCAAGAAUCUU